AUGGCAGUUGGCAAGACACAGCCUGCAGAAGAACGCGUCUUCGAGCCGCAAAUCACAUACCUACCCGACGGGGAGACCUCGCAGCCUGUGGUUCUCGAACCCUAUCACGUCGAUCUGCUCCCCGAAUAUGGCUAUGUUAGUCGUGAGUAUCUCAUGAGUGGCGUGGCUGCUGGUGAGCCUUAUUGCACUCGUCUCCUCCUGCGAUGCCCAGCAGACUCAGCCCAAUUCAGUGGUUUAGUUGUGGAAGAGCCAUCGCAUCUAUGGGGAGGGACAAGCAUUUGGCGUCAUAUAAACCGUUGGUUGAUGAGAAAAGGGCAUGCUUGGCUCGAGAUUGAUUCACAGUCUCCUUCAGCAAUUGGCAAGAUUAAGAACCUCGAUCCCGAACGAUACAAAAACAUGAAUUUUAUUCCAGGCCCCCUGGCGGAUGAGUUUAUGGAUACUAUACCAUUCAUGACAGCUGUUACACGAGAGAUGCUGGAGCAAUCAUACGUUGAUUUCAAGAAGAAGUGGUGGCCUGCAACGACCCAAUCUCCAGAGAUUAUCACAGCGGCUUCCUACGCCCUUCGUUCUGGGGAGUUGGGCAUUGCAGCUACCAGAGUGAUUUUGACAGGUUUAUCCCAAACAGGAGGCGUUACCAGGCGGUUCAUCACACAUUCAUCCCAUCUCAGACUCCCUGACGGCGGUCUCCCAUUUGAAGCGUUUAUUCCCUGUCAGUCUGGCGGAGCAGCCUUACCAGAUGUUCCAGGAGCCAAGAUAAUUGAACUUCUAGGCGAGUCGGAAUUCCAGUCUGUUCGGCUGCCGUGUGGGGUCAGCGGCCAAAUACUUGGUGUAUCUCAUCGGCGAGCCGAUAGCGAUUCCUUUCGGCUCUAUGAAAUAGCAGGCAUGGCUCAUCGCGAAUCCCGAUACCCUUCAGACAUUGAUGUCAAGCGAUGGUCAGUCGCAGAUCUCAAUGGUGCAAAGUGGAGUACAUUUCCAAACUCUUUUAUCUACCACGCUGUGUUUGAUGCAAUGGAACGCUGGACGAGUAAUGAUGCUAUUGCUCCUCCUUGUAGCUCCAUUAUACAAACAAUUGGCUUGAGCGAUGAGAUUGUCCGGGAUGAACAUGGCAAUGCGGUGGGAGGGGUAAGGUCAUUAUAUACAGACGUGCCAUUGUCUCGUAUUGUUGCCGCUACCCCCAAGGGCCGACCAAACUGGUAUUGUGGCUCCGAAUGGGCAUUUGCACCUGAAAUGUUGCAAAAGCUGUAUGGCACGGUGGCCAACUAUCGCCGUCUUGCCGGUUUGGCUAUCAGCAAGCAAAUUAGAGCUGGCUUUUUACUUCCGGAGGAUGCUGAAGUGCUUCGACGCGAAACUAUAGAGAGCGUUGUCUUUUGA
Messenger RNA from Trichoderma asperellum CBS 433.97, 1371 nucleotides. RefSeq lists its product as uncharacterized. The record is from RefSeq and is a predicted model, not a curated record. Lineage: Eukaryota; Fungi; Ascomycota; Sordariomycetes; Hypocreales; Hypocreaceae.